Messenger RNA from Bipolaris sorokiniana ND90Pr, 933 nucleotides. RefSeq lists its product as uncharacterized. The record is from RefSeq and is a predicted model, not a curated record. The transcript is spliced from 2 exons. Lineage: Eukaryota; Fungi; Ascomycota; Dothideomycetes; Pleosporales; Pleosporaceae. The coding region runs from base 1 to 933 and encodes 310 amino acids.
AUGUGGCUAGGCGGCGACGAGCGCACCGACGAGGAUGCACUGAAGAACGAAUUCGAGAAGCGAUUCCCUGGCAUGAAACUCAACCUCACCACCGACCUGUCAAAGUAUCACAGCCCACGCUUCGACGAGCAGCUCGCCGCGGGUAAGGUGUACGUUGAUAGCAUUGCGUUCCAGACCGUACAUGAUUUCCCGCGGUGGGAUAAUGAGGGCGCACUGCUACACUAUGCGCCUGUGGGGCUUGACAAGGUGUAUGUUCCGAUGAAAGAUGUGCGUGCCGCGUUUUACGGCAUUCUGACAGUAGGAUGGGCGGGCAAGUGGAACACCGACAAGUUGCCUGGGAUCCAGGCGCCGGUCGAGUGGGAGGAUUGGUUAAGGCCGGAGUUCAAGGACAAGCUUGUCUUGACUUACCCUAACGAUGACGAUGCGGUGUUGUACGCCUUUGAUCUGAUCAUGCAACAGUAUGGCAAAUCUUGGUUUCAAAAACUCCUCAAGCAAAACCCCCGCUGGGUCCGUGGCACUCGUUCCCCCGACACCAUUAUGCAAGCUAAGAACUCGACGCGCGCCGCCUCAUUCACAUCGGACGGUCUCUUCCCAACCUCAAACAUCAAGAUCAGCCACCCAGUCAAGGGCUCCUUCGUGACCUGGUUCCAGCUUGCUGCCAUCCCGAAAGACGCGCCGCACCCAGAGGGAGCAAAGCUGCUCCACAACUACAUGCUCACCAAGGAAUGGCAAGCAACCCGAGGCUCGUGGCCUGUGAGGAGCGAUGUUGAGCCUCCUCAGGGAUAUCCUCCUAUCCUUGAGAUGCCAGGAACAAACAUCACCUACUUCCGAGAGUGGAUGUCCGAUCGAUACAGGGUUGAGCGAUUGAGGUUGUGGUUUGAGGAUCAACUCGGCACUGCUCAGGGCCUGAGCCCCAUCUCUGAUGACAUUUAA